Messenger RNA from Parnassius mnemosyne (clouded apollo), 1338 nucleotides. NCBI's taxonomy places the organism in Eukaryota, Metazoa, Arthropoda, Insecta, Lepidoptera, Papilionidae. The record is from the annotation of a GenBank genome assembly.
AUGGAAGCCGAUUUAAGGAUUUUAAUGGACUUAAAAAGUCAAAUAGAAAGAAGUCGAGUUAAUUUUAAAAAGUCAUCAAAAGAGCGAAUUACGCCUAUUUUUAUUGAAAUAAGACUGGAGGCUUUGGAAAAACAAUUUGGUAAAUUUUCUGAAAAACAUACGGGAUUAAUCAGCAAAUAUGAGCCCAACGAAUUGAAUAAAACUACGUAUAUUAAGGAAGAUUUGUAUCAAGCACUUUAUGAUACUUAUUUAAAUUACAAGGUUGAAUUAAAAAGUACAUUGUCCAAGUUUAAAAAUGAUAUUGUGUCACCUAGUUGUAGUGAAACAUCUAAGCAAUCUAUGAAAUCGUCAUGUGUCAAGUUACCAAAAAUAUCUAUUCCGAAAUUCAGUGGCAAGUAUACGGAGUGGUCUACAUUUCGCGAUUUAUUUAUUUCUCUUAUUCAAAAUAACGAAACACUUGACGACGUUCAAAGACUGCAUUAUUUAAAAACACAAUUAACUGGUGAAGCUGAACAAUUGAUUCGUCACAUUCCGAUUACGCAAUCAAAUUAUAAAAAAUGUUGGCAAUUGUUAACUGAUAGGUAUAAUAACAAAAAAUUUAUGUCAAAUUGUAUAUUAAAGCGCCUAUUUAGUCAGCGUAAUAUAACUUGUGAAUCUUCCAAUUCUCUUAAGGAAUUAUUAGACUCUACCACAGAUUGUUUGCAUGAAUUGUCAAAUCUAGGAAUUGAUAUAAAGUCAUGGGAUGUUAUCAUCAUAUACAUAAUUAGUUUGAAGUUGGAUGUGGAAACUCGUAAACAAUGGGAAUUGUAUGUUAGCCAGUUACCUGAUGAACUACCGACGUUUAAGCAACUAAAAGAAUACUUGGAAACAAGAUUUCGAGCUUUAGAAUUUGUGGAACCUAGUAAAAGUAAAACUCGCGCCAGUUAUGCCAAUGUAAACAAUAAUCCUAAAGCAUUACAUGUUACUUCCAAUUUUACAUGCCCCCAUUGUUCCGAAGGCCACCGACUGUAUAAUUGCAAACAAUUUGCUAAAGAAGAUGUUGAUAAGCGAAGAAAUAUUGUUCAAUCACUUGGCCUUUGUUUUAAUUGUCUUGGUUAUAAUCACAGUAAUAAAAUAUGUCGCGUAACAAUCAAAUGCCGAAUUUGUAAGCGAAGGCAUCACACUUUAUUGCAUCCAAAAAGUCAAGUUGAUUCAGCGACAUGCGGUGUCGCAAUGGAAUCGACAUGUAAUAGCAAUGAUACAAUUUUAGAUUCCCCUAAAGACAAUACAAUAACAAACAUUGCAACCCAUUUUUUGAAGGAUAAAGUUCAAACGAUAUGGUCAAAAGAUAUGGGCUGA